AGGUGGCAGCAGUAAGUAUAUAAACACUGCGCAUGCCCGAGAGAAAUUAUUCAACAAACAUGGCGGCGCCCUAUGUGACAGCAGUCAGGACAGCACUGUCAGGUGUGCGCCUACUUACGUGUAGGAGCCCAACCCCGGCACUGCGUCAGUGUGUGCGGUCACUUCAUGUGUCUCCUGCUGCCUCCCUGUGCAGCUCCAGGACGGAGCCACACAGGAGCACCCAGCCUCACACCUCAACCAGCACCCAGCCUCACACCUCAACCAGCACCCAGCCUCACACCUCAACCAGCACCCAGCCUCACACCUCAACCAGCACCCAGCCCGGUGAGAAAAGAGCAGGUGAGGAGGAGGAGGAGGAGGAGGAGGAUGAGGGUCCUGAAUACAUCCCCCAGAGGAAAGCAAAGAACCCCAUGAUGAAAAUUGGCUAUGCCUGGAUGAUUGGCCUCCCCACAGGUAUCAUUGGCUUCAUUCUGGCUAAGAGAGAAGUGGACAAGAACCGCCUGAAGCAGCUCAAAAUUCGACAGAGGAUGAAGAACUCAAACGAGGGAGAUUAUGAAGGGAGCCGCUACCGCCAUCAUCCAGAAGAGGAUGUUAAACUGGGCCGAUAAUGUACAUUGCAUGGCUGCUGGGAUUUGCAUCAAAUCCUGAAGGUCACUAAUGUGAAGGUGACUUCUGCACUGCAGCCAUUCAGACGGAUAACACAAGAGAUGUGAAAUUCAACUGAAGAGUUCUGAUGUGUUCAUAAGGUGUGAAUAUUUCUUCAAAGGUUCGAUGCAGGAAAUCAGGAGUACAAGUGGCUAAUCCUUUAAUCAGGAGAGCUGGGUCACACUCUUGAAAGAGAGUUCUGGUAUUUUUGAACCAUGGACUUUAAUGAUUGUUUUUUGUUAGUAAAUGACAGGUAUGUUCAAGCUGUUUGCAUAUUGUCCAGUUCAUCAGCUCAGCUCAGACACAGCUGGAAAGGCAGCAAAGGGAAACCUGCGGGGAAACAGGUCGUCAAAAAACAUGAUGCUUCAGGACUUUUGAAUUUGGCAGGUGAAAAGUCAACGUUAUUCUAAUGAUGGAUAGUAUAGAAAAGCUUUAGAUAAAAAUAAAAACUUAA
This is a messenger RNA of Labrus mixtus (cuckoo wrasse), 1099 nucleotides long. Its product is annotated as DUF4748 domain-containing protein. The coding region runs from base 33 to 608 and encodes 191 amino acids. The transcript has 3 exons. Lineage: Eukaryota; Metazoa; Chordata; Actinopteri; Labriformes; Labridae. The record is from RefSeq and is a predicted model, not a curated record.